Molecule: messenger RNA, 1416 nt
Organism: Amoebophrya sp. A25
Lineage: Eukaryota; Dinophyceae; Syndiniales; Amoebophryaceae
Source: the annotation of a GenBank genome assembly
CUUCAGCUUGUUCAAGUUGGUGUUGCCGAUGGGCAGGAGAGCAGCUACAAGUCUCUUCUCCAGGAGGAAGACGAAACUGUACUUCCUGAACAAGCUAGCAAAGCGUCCUCAGAUGGCGCAUCUGCAGUUGCGAGUUCUGUCUUCGCUUCAAUGUCCUCUGUUAUCGACGCCACAAGAGACGCCUUAACCACUGGCGCGAAGGAGGUUGGAAAGGGCGUAGGUAAAGCCGCAUCUUCCGCAGCUGACGCGGUACGGAGCACAAACUGGACAGCUGUUGCUCACAAGGCGCAAGCAGGUGUGGAUGCUUCUGCUGUUGCCGUGGGUCGCGGGAUCCACGCUUCCGCCUCCGCGGUCGCUCGUGGUGCGAAGGAGGUUGGAAACAGUGUCUCGGACAUUUCCAACAAGCUCAAUGCAACAAGCAGUGCCGAGCUUGAAGCCUACGGAAAGGAAAUGCGACAUCCUUCAGCGAAUUCCACGUGGAUGAAUUGGUCCUGUGCGGACAAGGUUCUAGCUGCCGCGGGUCUCGGUGCUGCUGGCGGCGUGGCCCUGGUUCCACUGUCCUUGGAAAUUCUCGGAUUCGGCGCAGAAGGGGUGGAGUCUGGAUCUGUUGCAGCGAAGUGGCAGUCUUCCAUCGGGAAUGUUGCGGCUGGGAGUCUCUUCGCGGUGCUCACGUCGAUUGCGAUGGGCGGCAUUUCGAACGCACCAUUUGUAUUGGUGCCAGGCUUCGUUGCUGGAUCAACCGUUAAGCCUUUGACCAUUCAUCAUGUGUGAAUUAAUAGAAUAUUUGUAGACACCUACUUCUGAUGAAUGAUUAUAUCACGUAGUUGCUAUUCAUGUUAGAUCAGAAUGUUAUAGUAGUAGGUUACAACAAGCUUUUUGAUUAUCAGUUGUGCCUUUUUUAUCGGAAACCAUUAGUUGUGCAAUUUUGCUCGAGGAUUGCAAAUUGAAAGCAUGCAGGAUGAUGAGAAAUAGCUUCUAACAAAGCUGCUGUUGGCGUUCUGGAGGAGGUUUGCAAGCCUGAUGAAUAUGGGAUUAUCGGAAAAAAUGGCGAUAGAAGCGAAGCAAGCGACGCAUUGAAGUAAAUUCCUCGUACUGGUUGACCGUGACAUCUGUGAUUAUCUUAAUCCGCACUGCGCUUUAAAUUCCUUACCAUGAGUUUACCUCUGUGUAAGUUUUGCUUCAAAAAUGGCCAGUAAGGGUCGAACAUGAAGUACAUGACCAUGACCAUAAACGACGCUUUUCUGUGGAUUUAAGACGGUGGAUGUGAAGGUGUAAGAUCACUCACCGAAUCAAGUGAGUAAUUGAUCGCUAUGAACGAGAUCCCAUGAUCGACGAAGCUGUACUAAGACCAUGCAAACAACAGCAAGCUGCUACCUAAAGUUGCAGCAUCAUACUAGCAUACGACAGAACUCUGAC